AUGACAUUUGACGUCGAUAAUAUAUUAAACCAAUUGACAACAGAAGAGAAGGUUUCGCUCAUCGCUGCUGUUGACAAUUGGCACACCAAAGCAAUAGAAAGAUUGGGAGUACCUUCAAUUCGAGUUAGUGAUGGCCCUAAUGGAAUCAGAGGAACAAGAUUUUUCAAUGGAGUGCCAUCUGCUUGCUUCCCAAAUGGAACCAGUUUAGCUGCAACAUUCGACUCCAACUUGCUCGAAAAAGCUGGAAAAUUGAUGUCGACAGAGGCCGAGCACAAAAAUGCUCAGGUCAUCUUGGGACCAACCACGAACAUUCAAAGGGGUCCGCUCGGAGGUCGUGGAUUUGAAAGUUUCAGCGAGGAUCCAUUCUUAAGUGGAAUAUGUACGGCAUCCAUUGUGAAUGGUAUUCAGGAUAGUGGAAAAAUCGGUGCCACUGUUAAACAUUUUGUUUGCAAUGAUUUAGAGGAUCAAAGAUUUAGCAGUAACAGUGUUUUAACUCAGAGAGCAUUGAGAGAAAUAUACUUGGAGCCAUUCCGUUUGGCAGUUAAAUUGGCCGAUCCUAGGUGCUUCAUGACUAGUUACAAUAAGGUUAAUGGCAUGCACUGCUCUCAAAACUAUCAUUUGAUCGAGGAAAUCUUGAGGGGUGAAUGGGACUGGGAUGGUAUGAUUAUGAGCGAUUGGUUUGGAACAUAUUCCACGGUUGCGGCUCUUAAGCAUGGUAUUGAUAUUGAAUUCCCGGGUCCAACAAAAUUCAGAAGAUGGGAGGUUGUCAAGCACUUGCUCCAAUCAAAAGAGGCCGACCUUAAGGUAGAGGAUAUUGACAACAGGUGCAGGAAUGUGUUAAAUUUAAUCAAAUUUGUGGUUGACUCUAGGGAUGGCAAACCUUUGCCAACAACCGAGGAUACUUUGAAUGAUACACCAGAAACUAGUGCGAAACUCAGAAGUUUGUCAGCGCAGGGUAUCGUUUUAUUGAAGAACGAUAAAGGUGUUUUACCAUUAUCUAAGGAUAAGUCUACCGUAGUUAUUGGACCUAAUGGAAAGGCCCUUAAUACGAUUUCGGGCGGCGGUUCUGCUUCCAUGCGUCCAUAUCAUGUUGUUACCCCUUAUGACGGUAUCAAGAAUAAGGUUGGAAAUGUGGACUAUACAGUGGGCUGUGUCUGUGAUAAGGCUUUAAAAAACUUGUUUGAGUUUAUGACGAACGACUUGGACAAGUCGAAGAAGGGUGUCAGGGCCCUCUUUUACACGAAGGCUGCAGAUGAUAGAGCCGCAUCUGAAAAGCCAAUCGAUGAGAUGGUUAUUGACAACUCCUAUGUGACAUUGUUUGAUUACUCAAAUCCAGCAGUUGAUCCUCUAAAGAAGUUGUUCUACGUUGAUUUUGAGGGUUACUACACUCCAGAGGAAACUGCAGACUAUAGAUUCGGUUGUCAAGUUUUCGGAACCGCCGUUGUUUAUCUUAAUGGCAAGCUCUUAAUCGACAACAAGACCACGCAGACCAAGGGAACCUUCUGUUUCAGCAGUGGCACAGUUGAGGAAACAGCCGUUGCCCACUUAGAGGCGGGUCACAGCUAUAAGAUUAAGGUGGAAUUUGGCUCCGGUGUGACUUCAAAGAUCUCUACCGAUUUUGGUGCAGGCGGUCUUCAGGUUGGCAUUACCAAAGUCAUCGACCCUGAAAUUGAAGUUCACCAUGCUGCCGAAUUGGCAAAGGCCCACGACAACGUUAUCCUUUGCAUUGGAUUGAAUGGUGAGUGGGAAAGCGAGGGAUAUGAUCGUGAUGACAUGACACUUCCAGGUAAGACGAAUGAUUUGGUUUCUGCAGUGCUCAAGGCUAAUCCUAACACCGUCAUUGUCAAUCAAUCCGGCACACCGGUCGAGAUGCCAUGGCUUAGCGAAAGUCACACCUUAUUACAGGCAUGGUAUGGUGGCAAUGAAAUGGGUGAUGCUAUUGCGGAUGUUUUGUUUGGUGAUGCCAUUCCAAGCGGAAAAUUGCCAUUGAGUUGGCCUUUCAAGAAUCAGGACAACCCAGCAUACUUGAACUUCAGUACCCAGAUGGGCCGUGUGUUGUAUGGAGAAGAUAUAUUUGUCGGAUACAGAUUUUAUGAAAAAUUGCAGCGUCGUGUUGCUUUCCCAUUCGGCUAUGGUCUAUCUUAUACCACAUUUAAAUUCGACAAUUUGAGUGUCUCCGGCGACAACAAUGAUGUCACUGUUUCAUUCACAGUCAAGAACACAGGUGACAAAUACACUGCAAAGGAGGUUGCUCAGUUGUACAUUUCAGCAGUUAACUCCUCUGUCAUUAGACCUGUAAAAGAAUUAAAGGCAUUCUCCAAGCCAGAGUUGAGGCCUGGCGAGUCAAAGACUGUUACUUUCAAAUUGAGCUUGCAAGAUGCAUGUUCCUAUUUCGAUGAAUACAGAAACAAGUGGUGCUUGGAAGCAGGAAAAUACGAGGCUCAGGUUGGUAGUAGCAGUGACGAUAUUCACUUAAUUGGAGAGUUUGAAGUUCCAAAGACGGUCUACUUUGUUAGAUCUGCAUGA
This is a messenger RNA of Brettanomyces bruxellensis, 2526 nucleotides long. RefSeq lists its product as uncharacterized. The record is from RefSeq and is a predicted model, not a curated record. The transcript has a single exon. Gene Ontology annotation, molecular function: beta-glucosidase activity. Lineage: Eukaryota; Fungi; Ascomycota; Pichiomycetes; Pichiales; Pichiaceae. The coding region runs from base 1 to 2526 and encodes 841 amino acids. Gene Ontology annotation, biological process: glucan catabolic process.